Pelobates cultripes (western spadefoot toad) is the source of this 10407-nucleotide messenger RNA. The record is from the annotation of a GenBank genome assembly. Lineage: Eukaryota; Metazoa; Chordata; Amphibia; Anura; Pelobatidae.
CUAGAGGCGUUUGCGUGCUUCUCACUAUGAAAAUCACAGUGAGAAGACGCCAGCGUCCAUAGGAAAGCAUUAUGAAUGCUUUCCUAUGAGACUGGCUGAAUGCGCGCGCAGCUCCUCCCGCGCAUGCGCAUUCAGCCGAAGAGGAGGCGGAGAGGAGGAGAGAUCCCCGCCCGGCGCUGGAGAAAGGUAAGAUUUUAACCCCUUCCUCUCCAUCCAGUCCGGCGGGAGUGUUUUCCUGGCACUAUAGUGGUCAUUUAAUAUUUUGUAAAAACUGUAUAUUUUCUGCCUGUGAUUAAGUUAGUCUAUUGUGUUGAGAUAAUUUUAUCACAAGCAGAGGGGAGGAUUUCUGAUGUCAUGAAUGGGAGUGUUUAGAUGUGUUGUAACAUAUUGAUUGGUUGUACUUCAAAAUCCUGUGGGCGGUACUAUGGUUGUAGAAUCAGCAUAAAAGCAGAGUGUUUGAAUAAAAGUUCAGUUCUACUUCACCCUCAAUUUGGAGUGCCGUCUCUUAUUGGGGGAACCUGCUACAAGGAAUUGCUAUGCUAGUCAUACUCUCUUGUUAUAUUCACUGCUAAGAGCUUGUUCCUGUUUUUGCUCUCUGAAGGAGUCUACGGUGGUUAUGGUGUUUGCUGGCGUGCUGGAAACCCUCAGGAAGCGCUAGGAGCAUCCUUCAAAGGAGGUACCCAGUCGGGGUGCCAGGUGAUCCGUUACAGGGGUUAGAAGGGGAGAGUUUGUAAAGGCUGCAGACAAGAUUAUAUUUAGAUAGAUACACCCUUGUACCGGUCACCCCAUGAGAUGAGGUGUUCACUGCCAGAGACGUCCUUCUACCCUGGUGUGAGUAGCGCUGCAGUAAUCCCAAAGCAAUCUCCAAGCAGACCAUGAAUCCAGUAUAGCUCUUAGAAGAGCUAGUGGUUAUAGCUGUUCCCUACAAUCACGAGACAAGGCUGCUUGUUGAGGGUAAAGUGGACUGAUUUCAAUGGUGCCACACUUGGCCUUUUAUGACAAUCCCCAUGCAAGAGGCAUUCCCACAUGGACCUUGUGAGGGACUACAAUAUACAAUUACAGACCAAUAACAGGGUUCAGUGUAUCACACUCCACAUAAUUUUCAGACAACUUGAAAGUACCCCAAAAACUCACAUAAACUCCAUAAAAAAGUAUGUCACUUGAUAGCCCCGAUCUGGAUGAGCAACAAAUCCAAAAAUCACCUAGAUCGGUUCAGGGUUUCAGAAUUUUUAUGGAAGUCUUAUUUCUGACCGACCGCACACGAGUCUCCUGCCCAGAAUAGAUUUCAGGUUGUGCGGCUGGUCUCUUUCGGGAGCUUCAAUUGCAACGAAAUAUCACAAAUAACUGUACGUGAGAAAGCUAGUCGUGUGCUCCUCGUUCCGGAGUUUGGUUUUAUCAAACGCUGCCUCUUUCGGAUGACUUGGAAUGAACAUAGGUAAUUCUGGAAGUCUCAGCGGUGUUCGGGCCGCUGAGUGUCCGAAAAUAGUUCCAUACACUCGACAACCGCUGGGCGUGUUCGACAAAACAAGAUGGCCUCCGCCUCAUGUUUGUUUAUACGAACGACGGCUACCCAGUGAACCACUUAGAACGUUCAGUGUUGUGGUUAGAGCAAGUGUCAGUAGGGUCUGGUGAGUCAAUUAGAGGCACACGACUGCUCUGGGUGUUACAUUAUUUGGUGUACAAACCAGCUGGGGCAAAUCCGUUUGGUUAGAUUCGUAUACCGAUCCAGGCAAAGCAAAAUAAAACUCCAGGAACAGGGCAUCUGUUACAACACUAAUAAAGAAAAUACCUAAUUAAAUGCAGACAUGUUUUCAUCGAGGUAUCUUCUACAUAGUGCUUUCAAAUAAAUAUAGAUAUAUAUUAUUUUUUUGGGUGGGGAGGGGGGAAUUAUUUGCACAGUGGAGUUUGCCUUUCAUACCUGGGUUUACUCUACAAAUUGCUCAUCCACCUGAUGCACUUGAUUUACGCUCCAUUGCGACAAUUCACUGAUGUCCCCAAAUGCGGGGCUCAAAAGUUCAAACUGGGGCUGGCAGAAUCCUAAAUUCAAAACUUCCUGUCGAAACUAGAAACGUUGAGAAGUUUGUAAAGAGGGGACCUGCUGCUGGCAGUAACUGCUUAUCUCAUGAGAUAAAAUCCAGCAGAAUAAAGUAUGACAGGCCUCUGGCUGGUGCAGCCUCUCCCUGGUUUGGGAAGAGUUUUGCAGAUGCUGGAAGUUUGCUAGUUUCUCUGAUUGGUGCUGUGAGUUUAUUUUCGUCCACAUGAGAGCAUAUCAGGAAAAAGGUUCAACAAUCAACAGUGCUCGUUACAGUGAGAUGCUCACUGAAGCCUAAACUUCAGAUUAAACAAGGACUGCUAUCCAAGACAAUGCUGUUCACACACCUCUGCCCACACUGUCUGUACCGUGCAGAAACUUGGUUUUGAGGUGUUAAAACAUCCUCCCUAUAGUCCUGAUCUUGCUCCAUCAGACGUUCACCUGUGUUCAUCCUCGUUAGGCUACUCUCAGGGGACCAGAUUCACCUCUGAUGGUGAAGUGAAGACAGAGGUGCAUCCGUGGCUCGCAGCUCAGCCCAAAACCAUUUUUAAUGAGGGAAUAAGAAAGUUUGAUAGCUGAAUAAAGUGUAUUGAAAAGCAAGGAGAUUGUCGAAAAAUGAUGGAUUUGUCUUUUCUAAAUGUUAAACAUUGGCACUCCAGACCUUGUAAGUUAUAUCUCCCCUAAUACUUUGCAAGCAUUUUGGGAGAUGUAGUCCACAACAUCUGGUACCAAAGGUUGAAUAUAUUAUAAAGUAGCACUGACUGACACACACACUGAGUACUUCAUAAGAUAUCAACAACAUGAAAUGCGCGUUUUGACUGGGUUGUAAUUAAUCGAGAUAUACAAAGACAAAGUAGGAACUCCUCCAUCUGACUUUCUUAGACUCAAGGCAAAGUAAGAGUCACUCCUAACAGCUGCAGGGUAUUGGCUGCAUCUAUGGAGGAUCAUGCUGGAUCCUCAUAGACUUCCAUGCUGUACUCUCACACAUGCGCAAGAGUACAGCAGUGACAUUGGCUCAGAAAAGCAGCAUGAGAAAGAUGGCGGCACCUCUCCUUAUCUGUCCAUCCACCCCCUUCCAAGUCACCGGAUCCCCAGUGGCAAGGGACUUUGCGAAUGCACUGUGACGGUUCCGCCUUAAAAAGUGCUGAAUGUGGAGCUCUUUGUGUAUUUGAUCCAGGAUGAAAGAUUCUGGAUAGAACGGCAGUUUGGGUACAUUUGUAUCUUAUAAAAGGGGUUUCUGUAUGUGUGAGAUAUUGGAUUGGGCCUGACUAUUACAAUAUGUUGGUUACUAAUCCUUGACAUAUCAUGUCUUUAUGUUCCCAGAUCACUACGAUGAGGCACACCCCAGUUCAGCGCCACCUGCCUCCAUUCUCCCUCUUGCCCCCAGGAAGACGGGAUAAGCUAUUCCAGGGCCGGAGGGAAGAAAGAUGGAGGCCAGAAGAAGAUGAUGAGGAAGAGGAGAUGAGCUUUAGGUCAUGCACACCUCCUCCCAGACAACACAGAGGAAGGCGGCAGAAACUGCGCGCUCUUCGCGCUCUCUACCUUCGCCUCUAUAAGCGCUCUGUUACACUGCCUUUUUAUUGGAAACUUUGGGGAGGCCUGGGGGUUCGGAGGAGGCGCCCAGUCUUCAGGAGAAGGGAAGGGGGGGGUUCAGUUGGGAUUGAAGUGGGAAAGACACAACAUGUGGAAGGCAUCCUGGAAACUGGAUCGGAGGCAAAUCAUUUAGCAGUAACUUCAGGUGAGAAGAUGUUUACCAUUAUCUCCAUACCUAUUUCAACCCCUGCUCUUUUCCCACCACCAAACUCUGUCCCGAAAGCGGGCUCCAAUUCCCAGCCUCAACACACUGUUGUCUCUCUUGUCAAUUCAGGCCCCCCUCCUGGACUCCCCAAUGGAUUCUCUCCCCUCCCCUCAGAUCAUGGCUCCAUCCUCAUCACAAAUGUGUGCAGCAUGGGGAACCAAGACAGCCAUACCUCCAAUGGGCCACACGCACAGGAUGACCUAUCUCCACCUCCUGAAAAAGAGCCUCCCACGGCGCUCACAGAGGAACAUGUGGCGUGUGUACAAAGUGAGUUUAUUACCUAGAGUCUGCUGAUUACAGCUCCAUCAUCCCUGGCUGGAGUGGGGGGGUGUAGUUGCAGAUUAAGCUAUAUUGUUAUUUGUGAGUGUAUGUUCUUCAUUCGCUUUCCAUUACUGGAACCCAAUCCUUGAAUAUGGUUAGUUCUAUGCUCUCUGUCCCCUUCUAGGACUCAGGGCCAGCCUUUCCCUAUUCCAGACUUAACUCUCCUUUAGCCAGUACAAGCAUUCUUCUCCUGACCUCCAGUACUCGUGGCGGCAGCCUUCCCCUAAACCCUCCAGUACUCGUGGCGGCAGCCUGCCCCUCUAGUACUCGUGGCGGCAGCCUUCCCCUGGCCCUCCAGCACUAGCGGCGGCAGCCUUCCCCUGCCCCUCCAGUACUAGUGGUGGCAGCCUUCCACUGCCCCUCCAGUAAUAGCGGCGGCAGCCUUCCCCUGCCCCUCCAGCACUAGCGGCGGCAGCCUUCCCCUGGCCCUCCAGCACUAGCGGCGGCAGCCUUCCCCUGGCCCUCCAGCACUAGCGGCGGCAGCCUUCCCCUGGCCUUCCAGCACUAGCGGCGGCAGCCUUCCCCUGGCCCUCCAGCACUAGCGGCGGCAGCCUUCCCCUGGCCCUCCAGCACUAGCGGCGGCAGCCUUCCCCUGGCCUUCCAGCACUAGCGGCGGCAGCCUUCCCCUGGCCCUCCAGCACUAGCGGCGGCAGCCUUCCCCUGGCCCUCCAGCACUAGCGGCGGCAGCCUUCCCCUGGCCCUCAAGCACUAGCGGCGGCAGCCUUCCCCUGGUCCUCCAGCACUAGCGGCGGCAGCCUUCCCCUGGCCCUCCAGCACUAGCGGCGGCAGCCUUCCCCUGGCCCUCCAGCACUAGCGGCGGCAGCCUUCCCCUGGCCCUCCAGCACUAGCGGCGGCAGCCUUCCCCUGGCCCUCCAGCACUAGCGGCGGCAGCCUUCCCCAUUCUCCAUUCUUUCUAGCUCCACUAGUGUUUUCCAGGUUCCAUUGCUAGCAUUGUCUUUACUGUGGUUUUUCCCUCCCCGUGCCUGGCAGCAGUGUUGUCCUUUUCUAUCCUUCUCAUUCAUACCCCCCAGUACCAGCCUUGACCUUUCUUCCUCCUGUACCUAGCAAUGCCUCCAGUAUCCAAUGCCAGCUUUGUCCAUUCUGUCUUAUUCCUCGUUUUUAGCAUACACCUUGUCCAACAGGUUUUCUCGACCAGUUUCUCCAUACAUAUGGGAGCCUCAUACCUGUUGGAACCGAGGAGGUCAUGGAAAAGCUUGAAGAUGUUUUUCAACAAUCGUUUUCUACACCUGCAAGGUAAUGCUAUGUAACGGCAAAUAACCAGCGGUUGGGAGACUAUCACGAUGUUUAAUAGUCCUAGCACCACACAUGGUAUUGGCAGAAUAUGUCCGAGGGCUCCUGGCAUUCGAGAAGCAAAGCCUUUCAGUAUCUUUAUGGACUACGUAUUGUAAUAAAUCUAGGCUCGAGAAACCGUGAGUAAAAUACCAUCUCUGGGCAGGAGGAAGUUCCUUACAUGUUGUCAUUGUGAGCAGAGAGAAUGCCACUGAUUUAUAGACAAAGCUACAGUUUGAAAAUGCUGUUUUUAUGAAAGGUGUAUGUAUGUGUAUAUGUAUAUGUAUGUAUGUAUAUAUAUAUAUAUAUUAUAAUUUUUUUUUUUUUUUUUAUUACUUAGUCUUCUGUUAUAAGAGAGAUGUGGAUUGAUUGAACCCUUAUAUUUUAAACAAUUUCUUCUGCUUUCUUCAGGAAAGUAGUUGUGCAGCAUUUAAUCCAAUCAUACCAGCGUCUUCCUGGGAAUGCCUUGGUACGCAGCUUCCGUGUUACAUACAAGAGACAUGUUCUAAGCAUGGACGAUUUGGGGACUCUGUAUGGGCAGAACUGGCUCAAUGACCAGGUACUCAAACAGGGCUGUGCGGCAGGAUGGCGGUUUAGUGGCAGCUGUGUGUGGGGUCAGUACGGGAAUAGCAGAGAGAGUUGCAGGGCAGUAUGGAGGUCUAGUGACAGCUGUGUGUGGGGUCAGUACAAGAAUAGCAGAGAGAGCUGCAGUGCAGGAUGGAGGUGCAGUGACAGAGCUGUGUGUGGGGUCAGUACAGGAAUAGCAGAGAGAGCUGCAGUGCAGGAUGGAGGUGCAGUGACAGAGCUGUGUGUGGGGUCAGUACAGGAAUAGCAGAGAGAGCUGCAGGGCAGGAUGGAGGUGUAGUGACAGAGCUGUGUGUGGGGUCAGUACAGGAAUAGCAGAGAGAGCUGCAGGGCAGGAUGGAGGUGUAGUGACAGAGCUGUGUGUGGGGUCAGUACAGGAAUAGCAGAGAGAGCUGCAGGGCAGGAUGGAGGUGCAGUGACAGAGCUGUGUGUGGGGUCAGUACAGAAAUAGCAAAGAGAGCUGCAGGGCAGGAUGGAGGUGCAGUGACAGAGCUGUGUGUGGGGUCAGUACAGGAAUAGCAGAGAGCUGCAGGGCAGGAUGGAGGUGCAGUGACAGGGCUGUGUGUGUGUAGUCAGUACAGGAAUAGCAGAGAGCUGCAGGGCAGGAUGGAGGUGCAGUGACAGAGCUGUGUGUGGGGUCAGUACAGGAAUAGCAGAGAGAGCUGCAGGGCAGGAUGGAGGUGCAGUGACAGAGCUGUGUGUGGGGUCAGUACAGGAAUAGCAGAGAGAGCUGCAGGGCAGGAUGGAGGUGCAGUGACAGAGCUGUGUGUGGGGUCAGUACAGGAAUAGCAGAGAGAGCUGCAGGGCAGGAUGGAGGUGUAGUGACAGAGCUGUGUGUGGGAGUUCAUAAACCUAUUCCCAAUUCGCUGCAACAAAAUUGGAAAAAGCAGUGAUUUUAAUUUUUCUUUUAGGUAAUGAACAUGUAUGGAGAUUUAGUAAUGGAUGCUGUACCAGACAAGGUUAGUAUAUCUAGUAUAGCACCAAAACAAUUUAGUUUAUUGAAGUAGUUAUGGUGUAUAGAUCAUGCCCCUGCAGUCUCACUGUCCAAUUAUCUGCCAUUUGAGUUACAGCACUGUAGUUUAUGCAGUCCCAGUCACAAAAUGGUUUAAUUUUCAAUGCCAUCUUACGGCACAAUGUGUUUAUUUUAGAAGUUUUUUUUUUAAGUUUUUUUUUUUAUGGACUUUGAAUUUAACUCUAAACACACACAGGACGCUUUAGCAGGAAAUAAGCAAGUCUACAUUAAACACACUCUGUCAUAAGGGAAGCUAAAGAAAUAUUCUAACCAUUUUUCAUGGAGUGUGUAGGGAGACGGAGUCUCAGGCAAGGGAGUUCUGGGUUGGACUUUAGUGAUUUAACACCUAAAUGGCAGAGCAUUAAGCCGUGAGAUGGCAGGGGUGUGAUUUAUACACCAAAACUGCUUCAUUAAGAAAAAGUUGCUUUGCUUAGAAUGUUCCUUUAAAUCCUAAAAUGAUUGUUUUGGAAUUUGUCAGUGCUGGUGGGGAAGUCAGGGGGUCCACGUGUUCUGUUGCUGCUGGUGGGGAAGUCAGGGGGUCCACGUGUUCUGUUGCUGCUGGUGGGGAAGUCAGGGGGUCCACAUGUUGUCUUGCUUCUGGUGGGAGGUCAGGGAGUCCACAUGUUCUCUUGCUGCUGGUGGGGAGGUCAGGGGGUCCACGUGUACUGCUGGUGGGGAGGUCAGGGGGUCUGUGAGUUCUGUUGCUGCUGGUGGAGAGGUCAGGGAGUCCACAUGUUCUCUUGCUGCUUGUGGGGAGGUCAGGGGGUCCGUGAGUUCUGUUGCUGCUGGUCAGGGGGUCCGUGAGUUCUGUUGCUGCUGGUCAGGGGGUCCGUAGGUUCUGUUGCUACUUGUGGGGAGGUCAGGGGUCCACAUGUACUGCUGGUGGGGAGGUCAGGGGUCCGUGGAGUUCUGUUGCUGCUGGUGGGGAGGUCAGGGGGUCUGUGAGUUCUGUUGCUGCUGGUCAGGGGUCCGUGGGUUCUGUUGCUGCUUGUGGGGGAGUCAGGGGUCCAUGUACUGCUGGUGGGAGGUCAGGGGUCCGUGAGUUCUGUGUGCUGCUGGUGGGGAGGUCAGGGGGUCCGUGAGUUCUGUUGCUGCUGGUGGGGAGGUCAGAGGUCCGUGAGUUCUGUUGCUGCUGGUGGGGAGGUCAGGGGGUCCGUGAGUUCUGUUGCUGCUUGUGGGGAGGUCAGGGGGUCCGUGAGUUCUGUUGCUGCUGGUGGGGAGGUCAGGGGGUCCGUGAGUUCUGUUGCUGCUGGUGGGGAGGUCAGGGGGUCCGUGAGUUCUGUUGCUGCUGGUGGGGAGGUCAGGAGUCCAUGUGUUCUGUUGUUGCUGGUGAGGAGUUGACUUAAUAUGACAUGGCAUUCCACAGGUUCACUUCUUCAAUAGCUUCUUCUAUGACAAGCUGCGAACAAAAGGAUAUGAAGGAGUUAAGCGCUGGACUAAAAAUGUAAGCAUGUUUUCCACUUGUACUGUCUCUACUUCCCACCACCUAAUUUCCUUCUCAUACCUGCUAUCUCUUAGAUCUGACCAGUGUCAUCUACUCCACCCCUCUCUGUGUAACUGUCACCUACGUGAACUUAUUCUCCCUAGUGCUCCGUCUGCCUGUACUCAUCAUGAUCCAUCUUCUCCUGCAAUCUCCCUGCCUGCAUAAACCUGCUCCGCCUGACUCCCCCGCUGCAAUAUACCUGCCUGGUGUCUAGACCGUUUUGGUCCAUUCCUUGUGACUGGUUUUUGUCAUGUCUUCUUUCACCAGGUUGAAAUAUUUAACAAACAGCUGCUCCUAAUUCCCAUCCACUUGGAGGUUCACUGGUCCCUGGUGUGUGUGGAUGUUUCCAGGCGAACAGUCACUUACUUUGAUUCCCAGCGCACGCUGAACAGACGUUGCCCAAAGGUAAACCCACCCAGCUUGUAUAGCCGUCGCACAAGGCUCCCACACUGCUAACACUGAGUUUUGAAUUUUUCAGCAGUAAUUGCCCUUCAGGUAACGGUUAGCACAUUGCACAUCCUAGCUUUUAAUGGCUGGCCCCUAGUGUUGGCUAUUACACAUCCUAGCUUACAAUGGCUGUCCCCUAGCGUUAGCCAUUACACAUCCUAGCUUACAAUAGCUGGCCCCUAGCGUUGGCUAUUACAUAUCUUAGCUUACAAUGGCUGGCCCUUAGCGUUGGCCAUUACACAGCAGGAAAGCAACACACCAACGAGUAGCAUUGUUUUACUUUUCCAAAUUGUAUGAACAUACAACAUUCCCAGCUUACUGCAAUCAUUCCCAUACAUGCUUGAUUGAGUACCUCACUAAAGAUACUACAGAUUACCAGCGACCGAAGAGUCAAUCAUUCCAGAACAUGGAAAUUCACUUUAGAAACUCCUAUUUUCUUUCAUACUGAAGCCAUAAAGCUCAUUUGUGAAAUCGUCCAAUCGUAUCCACAUUGACUGAACAUUCUCCUUCGCAGCACAUAGCCAAAUAUCUCCAGGCUGAGGCCAUUAAGAAGAACCUGCCAGAGUUUGCCAACGGUUGGAAGGGCUUAUUCAAGAUGGUGAGAUAUGGGACAUAGAAUGGCUUCCCACUUCCGGUUACUUUCCUCCUUCUAAUGGCUUAUGUUUCCCCUUUCAGAACAUUGCAAGACAGAAUAACGACAGUGAUUGUGGGGCGUUUGUAUUGCAGGUGAGAGUGGCCCCAUUACCCUGUGAACCUUAGGAAUUUUAUGAUUUGGUGGUAAAUUAUUUUUUACCUUAUUUCUAUUUCUUUGUGUUAGUACUGCAAGUACCUGGCGCUUGGUCUCCCGUUCUCGUUCGGCCAGCAGGAUAUGCCCAAACUUAGACGUCAGAUCUACAAAGAGCUGUGUCACUGCAAGCUGACUGUAUGAGGGCGCCCCCCCAGGAGGGAUUAAUGUCUGGACUGAGCCAGAAUCCAGCUCUGCAGAAGUGUUUACCUCCCUCCCUAGUAGGAGCUGCCUGUGGGUGGAGGGUCUGCUCUGCUUACAACUUGCUGGAACUUCGUGGAGCAUAUGGUCUGUCUCUGCCGAUACUUUGCAGGUCCCCCACCUGUAUGUUGGACUGAAGUGAGACCACCAUUUUUCUUCAUUUUUUUUUUUUUUGUUUGUUUUGUUAAUCUCCUUUUUCCCUGGUACUCGUGCAGACCCAGUCCUCUGACCUGCAGAGCCUUUCCUUUGGCUCGUCCCAUGUUGCUUUUUCAAAAAGCAGUUCCCUACCUUUUGUUUUCUGUUUUUGUUUUUUUACUGUUUUUGUUUUUUUUCAUAUUUAAAUGUUUUCUGGGAAAAAAUGUAGUUUCUUUUUUUUUUUUGUCAAGAAAAGUAAGAGAAGUAAAAAUGAAUAAAAAAAAUGUUCUAUAGAAACGUGGUGUGUAUUGUAGUGGUG